AACCUCAGACAGUACAAGCUGCUACUGUUCCUCACUUUUACAGGAAAGCGUCGUUACAACGAUUCGACGUUAAAGAAAAAAAGAAACAACAAGAAAGUUGACAGUUGAAUUAUAUUAAGGUUCUGGAAGAGAAUUAUCGGACUCCGGGAUUUUACCGAAGUACAUACGUGUAUAAACGCAACAUUUAUUGACUGGAUAGGGAGUUCCCAAUAGGGUUCUUCAAUCCCGUAAUCCCGACUCCACAUUUCGUGCAAUCACGUAAUCCCAAUGUUUCUUUUUUUUCGGCAUGCCACCUCCAGCGAUAGUUUCAAUCCCGAAUCUCGCCCGGAUUUUUCUUUAAAAUCCCGAAUCCCGAGAUUCAAACAAGAGAAUUCCCGGAUCCCGAAAGAUCUCUUAAACACUGGGCGCGAUCCAUUCAACCAAAAUUCAGACCGGUCCGACCGGAAAAAGAGGACCACCUCAAAAGGUGGACCUGUUUUUUCGAAACUUUUCCGGUUGGACCGAACCGAUCCAUUGAGUUUUGGACCGAAAUUUCCGGAAAUUUUGGUUGAAUGGAUCGCGCCCACUAUCUGGGUAGGGAUUUUGCCGGUCGGAAAACGGGACUCGGCAAAGUCUCGGCCAGGGAUGCGUUACGGAAAAGAAAAUGGUGUUUGCAAUAGAGAUGAUGAUUGUCGCAAAAAAAAAUGAAUCUGGAAUGCGGGAUCAGAUGCCUCUUUCCAGAAGCUGUAACAACGAUGCUUUCCUUUCCGUCUUGAAAUUCGGAAUCCAUGGAAAUAAGUAGUUUUGGUUUUUGCUUCUGUUUUUCUUUUCACAGGAGAAGAAGCAGCCUUCUGUACAGUGUGCCGACAACAAAUGUGAUUGGCGCCAAAUCUGAGACAACUGAAAAAGGUACACACCGAAUUUGAAGAAAACGAAAUCUGGGAAAACUUCUGUCAAGAGAGUGAUGUGGGUUGUAUGUUACAAGCUAAACAUUCAGCUGGCAUUUCGGUUAGUCAUCUUGUUCACUACCUCGGUCAUUACUUAUGUUUUGAUUUCUCAAGAACAAAUUCUCUACCGUAGUUUUGCCGCUGACAAGGAGCCGUCCCACAAUAUUUUCAACAACAACACGCAACAAUUAACCCCAUUGAAACUGGGCACACGCAGUGCAUCCCAGGCCAAAGAGUGGGGAAGCAUUCCACAUCGAACGUAUUUGAUCUCACGCGCACCAUGCACCCAAACAAUAUUCCUUUUGAUUGUGGUGGCAUCAGCCCCUGGUAAUUUUGAUGCGAGAGCAGUUAUUCGAAGAACAUGGGGAAGUGAUAUGUAUCUGGAAAAACGAUGGGCAACCGUGUUUUUAAUCGGCCAAGCCAAAGAUAGGAACCAGAAUGAUUAUUUGGACGCUGAAGCUGUGAUAUACGGAGACGUUAUACGAGGGAGUCACAACGAUCAUUACUACAAUCUAACCCUGAAGACACAAAUUGGUAUAGAGUGGGCAGCAAGAUACUGUGAUUUCAGAUUUCUGUUGAAAGUGGAUGACGACGUCUUUGUCAGCCCUCGAAACCUGAUUGGUUAUCUGAAAAGGCCUGAGACCCCAAACGUCAACCUUUAUAUGGGAUAUUGUUUCUACAACGCACGUGUAUACCGUUUUGGUAGAUAUGGUGUAUCCAAGGAAGAGUACAAUAAAACUAAAUACCCAGAUUACUGCAACGGACCAGCAUAUCUGUUGUCAUCAGAUCUGGUAGACAAGCUUGCAGAAUUGCUUGACACCAAGAAUGUAUUUAAAAUGGAGGACGUUUACGUAGGAUUAUUACUGGAGAACAUAGGGGGAGUGAAAGCCACCCACCAUUCAGAAUUUCUAACUCGACGACAUUAUUCAUGCUCUCACUUCCCAAAUAUGUUUGCCUAUCACAACUCGGAUCACCGCUUAAAGUGCCUGGAGGAACUGUUUGAACAAGAGACAAAGAAAAUGUUUGAGUACGAACUAAAUGAACUUUCCAAAGUCAAAGCGUAG
This is a messenger RNA of Porites lobata, 1990 nucleotides long. The record is from the annotation of a GenBank genome assembly. NCBI's taxonomy places the organism in Eukaryota, Metazoa, Cnidaria, Anthozoa, Scleractinia, Poritidae.